ACCAAAUGGAUGCGUCGCUCCAACGACCGUCCAAACCUCCAUUACUGUGUCCACCAAAUGAAAUACAGCAAAGACUCAUGUAAUGACCUCGGAUUCCUUAUCCCACUUGGCCUAAAAGAAUCCGAUCCCCCUCCGAUCCCAUUUCUGGUGUACUGUGAAUCCCGGGGCGACGCGGAGCGCAGUGCCAACUUCCUGAGGUCACGAGUUUGUGCAUCCCUCCAACAGAAAGUUGUGUGGGUUCAUUCUGGGAUGUCUGAUGGACAUAAGUUGAAGGUAGUCAACUUGUUUAAAGAAGGGAAACUCAUUGGACUUACGAGCACAGAAUCAUUGGGACUGGGCCAUGAUCUAGCGAAUGUGACCCGUUUGGUUCAGUUUGGUCCACCAGAUAACUUGAACACGUUGACUCAGCGCUUUGGGAGAGCCGCUCGGAACCCGGACAUUUCAGCCAUCGUGGUUCUUCUCGUGCCAAAAGACUAUUUUGAGCCAACACGUCGCCAGCGAGAGGAGAGGGCUCUGAGGUCAGCAGAGAGCCGGAAGCGGAAG
Cantharellus anzutake is the source of this 543-nucleotide messenger RNA. Its product is annotated as P-loop containing nucleoside triphosphate hydrolase protein. Gene Ontology annotation, biological process: double-strand break repair via homologous recombination. The annotation marks the transcript as partial. Gene Ontology annotation, molecular function: 3'-5' DNA helicase activity; four-way junction helicase activity. Gene Ontology annotation, cellular component: chromosome; nucleus; cytoplasm. The transcript has 2 exons. Lineage: Eukaryota; Fungi; Basidiomycota; Agaricomycetes; Cantharellales; Hydnaceae. The record is from RefSeq and is a predicted model, not a curated record.